Molecule: messenger RNA, 1812 nt
Organism: Lachancea meyersii CBS 8951
Lineage: Eukaryota; Fungi; Ascomycota; Saccharomycetes; Saccharomycetales; Saccharomycetaceae
Source: the annotation of a GenBank genome assembly
AUGCGACGGAAAUCCGCCCUAUUCUAUCCGAUUUUGAGCUCACUUUUAUUCAUUUGCCUUUAUUACAAUGUUCAAUCUACUAUUCGAGGGCAUCAUGAAACUAGGGGCGUGAAAGAUAAUUCUCUUCUAAAGUCAAGGCCAGCUGUUCAGCGUCAAGCCCUUCCGCACCAGAAAUAUCACACAGCAGUCAAGCAAUGUCCUAGCUACAUGGAAUAUGCGUCGAUUCCGCACUUUAGGGAUGUGGACGAAGCAACACCUCUUAGCCUCCCAUUUCAAAGGCCUCCCGAAAAUUGCAGGACAUUCAAAUCUCCGAUGAUCGAGUCAUUUGUGGUCGAGUUCAUCAAAAAAUUGAAAGACAGAGAUUUGGCAAAACUAUUCGAAAACACAUUCCCUAACACCUUAGAUACCACAAUCCUAUGGCACGUCAGUGCAAGUGAAAAUCAGAAACUGGAAUAUCACAAGCAAAAGUCCUUGUCUUACAGAAAUGAGUUUCCAGAGACCUUCAUUGUCACUGGCGAUAUUCAUGCCGAGUGGCUAAGGGACUCAGCGUGGCAGGUGUCAGUGUAUCAGCCUUUCAUAAAGCAUGACAGCAGACUCAAGGAACUGCUACAUGGUGCUAUCAACACGCAGGCUCAGCUUUUAAUCGAAAAUCCAUUUUGUAACGCUUUCAACCCCCCACCCUAUUGCGACGUGCAAAGAGCUGAGAGUACUGUUGACAAAGUACGUCCGUAUCCGGACUGGCGCCGAGUCUUUGAGUGCAAGUACGAAAUUGACUCCCUAGCAUCCUUUUUGACACUGUCUCGCCAAUUUUAUGAGAAUGCAGACUGGGACGACAGGCUCUCUUUCAUCAACAUCGAUUGGCUUCUGGCCGUGAAAAGAGUGAUUGAGGUUGUGGAGCUGGAAUCUUCGUCGACAUUUGCGGAAGAGGGAGCACCAAAUGGCUUUCCAUACACCUUCCAGCGAGACACCAAUGUCGCGUCUGAAACUCUACCCCUUGCAGGCACGGGUAAUCCAGUCAACAGUGGGACAGGUCUCGUUAGAUCGGCCUUCAGACCAAGCGAUGAUUCGACUAUCUUUCAGUUCUUCAUUCCCGGAAACGCAUACAUAGCGGUUGAACUGAAGGCCGUAUUUAAGAUCAUGCAAGAUUAUGUCAAGAGCGGAAAAGCGCAGGACCCAUAUAUUCCUGAAAUCGAGGCUCUUAUGGAAAGCGCAGCUGAUCUUUCUGAGCGAAUCAGACAAGGUAUUAUGGAGCACGGGAUUGUAAAUCAUCCGAAUUUUGGGGAAGUCUUCGCUUAUGAGGUGGACGGGUAUGGAAGUUCUUUGCUUAUGGAUGAUGCCAACAUCCCAUCGCUACUGUCUCUCCCGGAAUUGGGAUUUGUUUCGAUCAAUGAUCCCAUUUACCAGAAUACCAGACGUAUGAUUACCAGCAAAGAGGGGAAUCCCUAUUAUAUUCGCGGGGAGUAUCUACAAGGAAUUGGCGGUCCCCACAUUGGAAUUCACAAUGUUUGGCCUCUAGGUUUGAUUGUAGCUAUUCGCACCUCGGACAACGAUCAGGAAAUCCUUGAUAAUCUGUCAGCUAUACUACACAGUACGGGUGGCCUCGGGUUGAUACACGAGUCAAUUCAAGCCUUCAGACCGGGAGGAAAGCUAUUCACCAGACCUUGGUUUGCCUGGGCCAAUUCAGAGUUUGCCAAAACAAUCUUGUAUUUGGCAGAGACAAGACCCCAUCUGAUUUUUCAAGAACAAUAUUUGGGAGAGAAGUUCGAGCUGCAGAGCUUUCUCUCCGCAUUAGAACCAAGCCAACACUUAUAA